UAAAUGUGUCCGCGGAAUUGUCCAAAUGCUUCUCCGCUGCUUGGCGUGAACGGCAACUUCGUCGUUUGUUUAUUGCCAUUUAUUUUGCCGAGGAGAGUAACUGGUGAAGCCGAAACAUGCCCCACAUUUCUCAGAAGACAGAGCCCCCUCUGCCCCUGUCCUGUGUGCGCCUCCUGGUCCCACCACUUCGGCUGGUCUCUGCAGCAAUCUGGGAAACUGUCCAGCAGAAAGUUGUGGCCAAUUACGGGCUGCUGGAUGACUUUGUGACAGCAGUCACAGAGAUUGUCCCGGAGCUUCUUAAUCGGAGACAGAGGUGUUUGCUGAGCCUUGGCCUCCGUGUCCAGCUGACACUGGAGUUGUGUCGCCCAGAGCAGACAAUAGACCUUGAGACAAUUCAGCCACAUCUGGAUAUAGUCACUUCGCUAUGGAACACAGAGAUAAGUGAUUCAGGGGAUGGAUCGUCAUCAUCUAACCUGCUUGGUCUUAUUCACACGCUAAUUAAAGACCAGGAGGAGAGGCAGCACUUCUUCCAGGAGGUUUUCCCAGCAAGAUUUGGAGACAAAUACUCUAAAGAUAUAAAGAUGCUUGUGGAAAUCUUCCUCUUGCAACUUGACAAGUUACUCACUGUACCUAAUCUUAAACAAGUUGCCUGUAUGCUCAGCGAUGAACCUUCAGUUCUGUCCGAAUGCGUGAAGUGUUUCUGUCAAUCCCAGGAACUUAAAUCUCUUCUGGAAUAUCAGAAAGAUCUGAGGCAACUAAAUGAAAAUGAUAACCCAACAGUUGGUGCCAGCAUUCGUUCAGCUCUCUGUCUGCCACCUUUGACAACAGUCUUGACAGAACAAGAACAAACACCACUAGAAGCGAAUGUGUUAACUGAUUACAUGGAUGCAUUCAACAAAGAACUGACAGUGGAGACUGCUAUGCUGGGGAAAAGUGCAGAUUAUGUUAAGACAGAGAGUGACGAACCAAAAAGCAGAGAAGCAGAAACCAGUUUGAAGAAUCAGUCCUUCAAUAACAGGGAAGGAGUAGAGGAUGAGAUCUCAUACUCUGUUCCAAAUGUUGGGUCUUUGGAUGGGGAUAAGAUGAGUGUAGACUCAUGUGCCGUUGAGGUCCAGGUAGGUUAUAAUGUUGAAAUUCCUGCUGAGGAAACUGUUACCACAGACAAUAAGCCUUUUAUUGAAGACUCAGCUACGGAUAUCAGAGAGGACAAGCAAGUUAAGGCAUUAGUCAGACCCACAGAUGACAGUGAUUACAAAGUCAUGAGCGCUAGUGAGACCAAAAACCACUCAAAAGAAGAGAGCAAGGAGGUCAGUACCAGUACAAUAAUUGAUGAAGAAGUGAAAAACAUCAAUGUAUCUAAUGUAGUGCUGUCACCUGUACUGUAUGCACCUGUUGUGAUCGCAUCCCAAAGACCGGUCAGACAGUAUCGAGGUAUGAAGAUGAAAAACGCUUCAAUAACGCCCAAAUAUGAGCAGUCAAAGAGGGGUCCUCGAGUUCCGUCAACCAGCAAGACUUGUCCCACAUGUGGUAAGACAUACAGUCGUGCGUCAGAUAUGAGAAGGCAUCAGAGGACCCACACAGGAGAGCGGCCUUUCCAAUGUUCGCAGUGUAAAAAAUGCUUUCAGUUCCAGUACGACCUGAAGAGACACAAGUUAAAUGUGUGUCGAAUCACUGUGCCACAGCCUCAGAACUGGUCCUCUGAGGUACUUGAAGACAAAAACACUCAAGAUCCAAAGAAGGGGGAGGUUGGUGGCCAGCUCCAAACUCUACCGUUGGCUGUUAGGACUCAUGAAAAGGAAUGUCUAGCCAAUCAGAAACAAGCAGAGGUUCAUUCUGGAAAGGUAGUCCCUCUUCCUACUGAGCAAGAUCUCAAACCAUUCAGCAGCAAAGUCCAGUUAGGAGACAUAAAGGAGCAAAGCCCCAAACCUCAUCAGGACAAUCGGAGAGACAAGAAAUCAAAGGGUAUUAAGUCGAAAAAAACACAUAAACGCAACCCUGCUGAUACUUCACUGUAUUGUGUGGAAUGCAACAGGUCAUUCCCAGACACGGCAAGACUUAAAACGCAUAAUCUGAGACACAAGCCUCGUCCGUGCACUAAGUGUGGUGAGAGUUUCAAAGAUUUCAUAGACCUCAACCAGCACUAUGUUGAAGUCCAUGAUUUCAGGGGACCUUUUCCCUGCACCUUGUGUGAACGAACUUACACGGAUCUAAGAGGUCUGAUCAGGCACGAGAGGUUCCACACAGGCGAGCUCCCUUUUAAAUGCCCCAAGUGCCCCAAAGCGUUCAGUUACGCAUCUGCCCUAACGCUGCAUGACCGAACUCAUACAAAAGAGGCUCCAUUCCUCUGCUGGGAUUGCGGGAAGGGCUGCAAGUCCAACGCCGCCCUCAGAAUCCACAGAUUGUGUUGUCACAGCAGUGCCAAGGACAAGCGCUUCUGCUGUGAGCACUGCGGGAAAGCUUACGCGCUUAAAAGAAGCUUGGACCUCCACGUGGCGAAACUACACACCGGCGUGCGCUACCCGUGCUCCCACUGCGGCAAACUGUUCCGAAGUGCGAGCUCGUUGACGAGACACGAUCUGACCCACACGGAGGAAAGACCAUACUCGUGCAGUGAAUGCGGCAAGAGUUUUAGAUCGGCGUCGGAACUGAAGAUACACACUCGCUAUCACACCGGGGAGAGGCCAUUCAAGUGUCAAGAAUGUGGCAAGGGGUUUGUGCAGUCUUAUUACCUCACUGCACACAUGAGGAUGCAUACAGGGGAAAAGCCGUAUAAAUGUCUGACAUGUGACAAAUAUUUUAAAACCACAGGUAUAUUGAAGCGGCACCAAAUAACCCACACAGGAGAGAAACCCCACAAAUGUUCAGUCUGUGAAAUGGCCUUCAGUCGGCCAGAGCUUGUUAAAGCUCAUAUGAAGAAAUUUCAUUAAAUCUGUGAAACUGGUUUGUAUUAUGUUUUGUUUUUUUCAUAAGUAACCCAAAUCUUUCACAUGAUCCAUAAAAUAAAAUAUUACUGGAAGAAAUCUCAAA
Messenger RNA from Dicentrarchus labrax (European seabass), 3027 nucleotides. RefSeq names its product zinc finger protein 91-like. Gene Ontology annotation, cellular component: nucleus. The transcript has 7 exons. NCBI's taxonomy places the organism in Eukaryota, Metazoa, Chordata, Actinopteri, Moronidae. The record is from RefSeq and is a predicted model, not a curated record. The coding region runs from base 117 to 2927 and encodes 936 amino acids.